Opisthorchis viverrini is the source of this 927-nucleotide messenger RNA. RefSeq lists its product as hypothetical. The transcript is spliced from 3 exons. NCBI's taxonomy places the organism in Eukaryota, Metazoa, Platyhelminthes, Trematoda, Opisthorchiida, Opisthorchiidae. The record is from RefSeq and is a predicted model, not a curated record. Bases 1 to 927 code for a protein of 308 amino acids.
AUGAGCUUCUGUUAUUAUUUACCACAGACACACGGCUUGAGGAGUGACAUUCUGGAAGUUGGCUUUCGUACGCAAUUGAUUUAUAAUCCUGGGUCAGGCCUGUUGCUCAGUCCGAGUCUCGUUCCCCCCAACAUGACUUCUAAUUCAAUUAGGCCGACUGCAGAAAGUCAGCCCAUGUAUCCGCCACCAUCCGAUUUACUUUCACUCGUUCGCCAAGGCAUUCCGACGAGGUCAACAACGGCCCAACCUCAGAAUAUUGUCGAUACCAGCCCAACUCAGCCAAACAACAGUACAGAUGGGCUAAAUGACGCAUAUGCCGUAGAUUCCACCCAAUUUUCCUUAUUCUUCAACUCCUCUUCCAUGGUGGCAUCGGUGGAGCCUAGCCAGAACGCAUCCAAUGUUAUGACAACACGUCUACGUCAGCCGGUUGAGGGACAGCAUGAGCAGCUGCUCCCAACAACAUCCGUUCUACUCAACGGUAGUUGUACAGCUGGUUUAUUACCUCAACCCAAUCAGGCCUAUACGAUCACUGAACCAGCUCUUCCACAACACAACCAGCAAUCAGCUCCAACGUCCAUUGUACAGCAUUCAUUGUUAACCGCUGCCCUUCUCCAAGAACAGCACCAGCAGCAACAGCAUAGUCAACUCUAUCCGGUGUCAGUGCACUCCUCGCCGCCCACAUUAUUGCCACAACACGAACUCACACCAUUUAUCCAAACAUCCAGUCAUUCUCUGGUCUCGGCACAUGACUGUGGUAAACCGUUUGGUUUUCUGAGCAUAUGUUAUUGCGGACACUAUCGGCGAGUGUUAGAUCUGUGCUCAAAUCCUUCGUCAACUACCCUGACAACAAGACAGCGCGCCGCUAGUGACAAGUUGUGGUGGCGCCACUGUGAAUUUCCUGUCGCAGAGUUGAAGGGUAACGACUAG